AUGGUAGACACUGCAGCAUUUUCUAACCAAGAUACCAACGGCACGCGACGCAUUCCAAAAAGACUUUACGACCUCAAGAAACCGCCUUCACUCGAACAUUUCAAGCAACUAUGUGCUCAAAGCACCGACACGUCCUUGUAUCCGCACGCCAUGUCCGUAGUAUCAAACAUCCCAAUCUACGACAUCGCUUCCUUACCUCCUGACGCAGACGUCGAUAGCAUCCAAGACGAGUGGCAUCAUAUUUUUCUAUCAGGCCCCGGGGUGCUUGUGCUCCGCAACUUCCUCUCCGACGCCGCCUUGUUACAGCGUAUCAACACGGUCUUCACAGAAAUCAUAGAGGUCGAAUCUCAGUCCACGUCGAAAGGCGACCAUUUUGCCGCUUCCGGCAACAAUGCCCGGAUCUGGAACUCCUUCCAGAAGCACGCCCAGCACCACCCGGCGAGCUUCGUGCGCUAUUACUCGAACCCUUGGUUGUCGCGUGUCUGCGAAAGUUGGCUCGGCCCCUCGUACCAGGUCACGGCCCAGGUCAACCUCGUCAGGCCAGGCGGAAAACCUCAGGUCAGCCACAGGGAUUAUCACCUGGGCUUUCAGACGGCCGAGUCGUGCUCGCGAUUCCCCAAAGCCACGCAGGUGGCGAGCCAAUACCUCACGUUGCAAGGCGCCGUCGCACACUCGGACAUGCCUCUCGAGAGUGGGCCGACGCGCUUCCUGCCGUUCUCGCAGCAGUUUGACGAAGGCUUCAUGGCCUACCGCCUCCGAGAGUUCAGAGACUAUUUCGAGGAGAGCUGGGUCAGCGUGGACCUGAAGAUGGGUGACGCCGUCUUCUUCAACCCGGCGCUUUUCCACGCCGCGGGAGAAAACCGGACGGCUGAUGUUGAGAGGAGCGCCAACCUCUUGCAGGUCAGCAGCGCCUUCGGUAGGACCAUGGAGACCGUCGACACGGCGACCAUGAUCGCCCAAUGCUGGGAUGAGGUGCGGAAACUGAGCGAAGAGCCUACCACCAUGCCAGACGAGAUAGAUGCCAUCUUGGCGGCCAUCGGUGAGGGGUAUCCCUUCCCGACUAACCUUGACCGCCGCCCACCAGCGCCAGGAGGAAUGGCACCUGAAAGCGAAGUCGAUGUUCUUCGUAAAGCGUUGGAGCAAGGCUGGAGCACUGACAAGGUCCUAAGUGCCAUCUCGACCAUCAGGCGGGAUGCAAUGCCAUGA
This is a messenger RNA of Exophiala spinifera, 1206 nucleotides long. RefSeq lists its product as uncharacterized. The transcript has a single exon. Bases 1 to 1206 code for a protein of 401 amino acids. The record is from RefSeq and is a predicted model, not a curated record. Gene Ontology annotation, biological process: fatty acid alpha-oxidation. Gene Ontology annotation, molecular function: phytanoyl-CoA dioxygenase activity. Lineage: Eukaryota; Fungi; Ascomycota; Eurotiomycetes; Chaetothyriales; Herpotrichiellaceae.